Messenger RNA from Zygotorulaspora mrakii, 3003 nucleotides. RefSeq names its product exosome catalytic subunit DIS3 (gene DIS3). Gene Ontology annotation, cellular component: cytoplasmic exosome (RNase complex); nuclear exosome (RNase complex). The coding region runs from base 1 to 3003 and encodes 1000 amino acids. The record is from RefSeq and is a predicted model, not a curated record. Lineage: Eukaryota; Fungi; Ascomycota; Saccharomycetes; Saccharomycetales; Saccharomycetaceae. Gene Ontology annotation, biological process: rRNA catabolic process. The transcript has a single exon. Gene Ontology annotation, molecular function: RNA binding; 3'-5'-RNA exonuclease activity; endonuclease activity.
AUGUCCACCUCUGUCAUUCUUCCAAGAAGGAAGCGCCUUUCCGAGGGCUUGACGGUUACCCAGAAGGUCUUCGUGAGAUCGAGAAAUGGAGGAGCAUCAAAAAUUGUCAGAGAACACUACUUAAGAAGGGAUAUCCCAUGUUUAUCGAAAGCUUGUAAGUAUUGCCCGAAGAUUGUGGUUCCAAACGCUAAGGAUGAUUUACCAACAUUCGUUCUGUCGGAGACUCCACAAGUACUUGAAUCAGGUAUUGGUAAGCAUUACGUUGUGCUAGAUACAAACAUCGUAUUGCAAGCAAUCGAUUUAUUGGAAAACAGAAACUGUUUUUUUGACGUCAUUGUUCCGCAAACAGUGCUGGACGAAGUAAGAAAUCAGUCAUACCCUGUGUAUACGAGAUUAAGGACCCUGUGUCGUGACAGCGACGACAUCAAACGAUUUGCCGUGUAUCAUAACGAAUUCAGUGAAAAUACAUAUGUUGAAAGACUACCUAAUGAGACUAUAAAUGAUAGAAAUGAUAGAGCAAUUAGAAAGACCUGUCAAUGGUAUGCCGAACAUUUAAAGGAAACCGGUAUCGGCAUUAUACUAGUGACAAACGACAGGCUAAAUAAAGAGGCCGCAAUAAAGGAAGGAGAAGGAUUUGAAACGAAAUCAUUGUUUGAAUACGUUAGUGUUUUACCGAACGCUGACGAUAUUAAGGAAUCUAUUCCAAAUUUUGAAUCUUCUCUAGGAAACAUUAAGGAUAAAGAGGCCAAAGCAGAUUUCAAUUACCCAGAAUUCUAUUCCACAGCCAGAGUUAUGGGUGGAUUGAAGAACGGUGCAUUAUACCAAGGCAACAUUCAAAUAUCAGAGUAUAACUUUUUAGAAGGCUCAAUAUCUUUGCCAACCUUUUCCAAACCGGUCCUCGUUGUUGGUCAAAAGAAUAUCAACAGGGCAUUCAACGGUGAUCAGGUUGUUGUCGAGUUACUUCCAAAGAGCGAGUGGAAGGCUCCCUCGUCAAUUGCUUUAGACUCUGAACAUUUUGACGUCAAUGAUAAUGCAGAUGUAGAUGGUGACGGUGAUGAUGAAUCUAAUGAAAGGAAUAUUAAUGGAAUAAUAUCUGAUGUGCAGCGGAGAUUAUUAGCCCAAGACGCUAUUUUGGCACAGAAAUCGAACAAAAUUCAGCCAACAGCCAAAGUGGUUUCUAUUACAAGAAGGUCGUGGAGACAAUAUGUUGGCCAGAUUGCUCAAAACUCAGUCGAUCUGCAAAAUGGAGCCACUCAAAAUGUAUUUGUCAUCUUAAUGGACAAAUGUCUACCAAAAGUUAGAAUUCGUACCAGACGUGCCGCUGAGUUGCUAUCGAAGAGAAUUGUCAUAUCAAUUGAUUCUUGGCCAACUACUCACAAGUACCCUUUGGGACACUUUGUUAGAGACUUAGGUGAAGUCGAAUCUGCCCAAGCCGAAACAGAGUCCUUAUUGCUAGAGCAUGACGUGGAAUACAGACCUUUCUCCAAAAAGGUGUUGGAAUGUUUACCUAAAGAAGGCCACAAAUGGAAAGCUCCUGAAAAUUUAUCCUCUCCGGAAGCCUUAGCGAAAGAUUCUCUCUUAGCGAAAAGACGUGACCUGAGAGAAAAGCUAAUUUGUAGUAUUGAUCCACCUGGAUGUGUCGAUAUUGAUGAUGCUCUUCAUGCAAAAAAGCUUCCCAAUGGUAAUUGGGAAGUAGGUGUUCACAUAGCUGAUGUUACUCAUUUUGUGAAACCCGGCACGGCCCUUGAUGCCGAGGGUGCUUCGAGGGGUACUUCUGUUUAUUUGGUUGACAAGCGUAUCGAUAUGCUUCCCAUGCUCCUAGGUACUGACUUAUGCUCUUUGAAGCCCUAUGUCGAUAGGUUCGCAUUUUCAGUCCUUUGGGAAUUGGAUAGCGAAGCGAAUAUUGUGAACGCCGAUUUCGCCAAAUCAGUCAUUCGUUCUAGAGAGGCCUUUUCAUAUGAGCAAGCUCAGCUUCGAAUCGACGAUAGAAAUCAAACGGAUGAGUUGACAGAAGGCAUGAGGACCUUACUUAGACUUUCAAUCAAAUUGAAACAAAAGAGAUUGAGUGCAGGUGCUUUAAAUUUAGCUUCUCCUGAAGUGAAAGUCCACAUGGACAGCGAAACUUCAGAUCCAAACGAAGUCGAAAUCAAAAAGCUUUUGGCUACAAAUUCAUUAGUCGAAGAAUUCAUGUUGUUGGCUAAUAUAUCUGUUGCAAGAAAAAUAUAUGAAUCGUUCCCUCAAACUGCCAUGCUGAGAAGACACGCCUCUCCUCCAUCUACAAAUUUUGAAACCUUAAAUGAAAUGCUGCAAACAAGAAAGGGUAUGUCUAUCUCUUUAGAAUCGUCAAAAGCACUUGCUGAUUCGUUAGACCGUUGUGUUGAUCCGACAGAUCCUUACUUCAAUACUUUGGUUCGUAUAAUGUCAACGCGUUGUAUGAUGGCAGCUCAAUAUUUCUAUUCUGGUGCAUACUCUUAUUCCGAUUUCCGUCACUACGGUCUUGCAGUUGAUAUCUACACGCAUUUUACGUCACCAAUUAGAAGAUUUUGCGAUAUUGUUGCCCAUAGGCAACUAGCAGGAGCUAUUGGGUAUGAAUCGUUAGAUUUGUCCCACAGAGAUAAAAAUAAGAUGGAUAUGAUUUGCAAGAAUAUAAACAGAAGACAUAGGAAUGCUCAAUUUGCCGGUAGAGCUAGUAUCGAGUACUACGUUGGUCAAGUUAUGAGGAAUAAUGAGACAGUGGAGACAGGUUACGUAAUCAAAGUUCUUAAUAAUGGUAUUGUAGUAUUAGUACCAAAAUUUGGUGUUGAAGGUUUAAUCAGAUCAGAAAAUUUAACAAAAGAUACAAACUCUGUUGAAUAUGACGAGGUUAACUACAAAUUAUCGUUUAUUCAAUCGGGUACUGACAUUAGAAGAGAUAUAUUUGUUUUUGAUAAGGUAGAAGUGCAAUUAAAAUCGGUAUUAGAUCCAAUCACGAGUAAGCGUAAGGCCGAACUCUUGCUCAAGUGA